Tilletiaria anomala UBC 951 is the source of this 2199-nucleotide messenger RNA. RefSeq lists its product as uncharacterized. Gene Ontology annotation, biological process: transcription elongation by RNA polymerase II. Gene Ontology annotation, cellular component: Cdc73/Paf1 complex. Gene Ontology annotation, molecular function: RNA polymerase II complex binding; chromatin binding. The transcript has 5 exons. The coding region runs from base 117 to 2129 and encodes 670 amino acids. NCBI's taxonomy places the organism in Eukaryota, Fungi, Basidiomycota, Exobasidiomycetes, Georgefischeriales, Tilletiariaceae. The record is from RefSeq and is a predicted model, not a curated record.
AUUUGAUCUGUAGCAUCGCCACCCACUGCUUUUCACCACCUUGCCUGUCUGUGAACGUGCGCAGGCAUAUCGGGUACACCUGUUCAGCGUUGCUGGCACACAAGACAAUUGCCACGAUGAGUGCCUCUGGGCGAAAAAGCCGUGACCUUAUCGAGAGGGUGCGCUAUCCGAAUCCCAUCCCGCUGCCUCCGUAUCCUCCCAAGCUCACCAAGGUCGAGACACCGAGCUCUCGCUAUGCGGAUGGGCCCGAGACGCAGGGGAAUGUUGGAGGGAACGCCGGCCUGCGCUUCACUUCGAGGCUUGCGCAGGCAAACUCGCUUCCCGUGGUCGUGGAUGCUGAGGAAGGAAUGCCACUUGAUCUAAAUCUCUUUUCUGGCGCCUGGACAGGAAAUUUGAAAGCUGUCGCGCCGCACGAUCUCAUAAGUGCUGAAGCGCUGAAUCUCGAUCCAGAAGACGAGUUUCUGCUGGGCGCUAUUGCAAGAACAACAGUCGGCGGAUCGAGCCCCUCUCAACAUGUCGGCUCGUAUGCUACAACUGGUGUCAAUGGCGCUGUCAGAAGUUCGCAGGCAGGGCUCGGUCCGAGCGUGGCCCCUCGCGCUAGUGCUGCCGGAGUCACUUGGCUCCGAAGAACUGAAUAUCUCGGAAUGGAGCAGAUCCGAUCGGGCACUCGUAAAGAAAAGAGGCCACGGAAGCUAAGCAUUGACACAUCUCGUGAGGCGCAAAUCGACCGUAUCAACAGAACAUUUGCCAAAAUCAAAACGCAGCCCCUCUCCGAGCUCAAACACCCGACCAAGGGGAAUCUUCGAGCGGUACAGAGCUGGGACCUGUUACCGGAUGCAGAAACAUGGAGCACAAAUUUCCAGAUCGUCCGCUUUCAAGAUUGGCCAGGGCGCGUCAAAGACGGCAAGCCAAUCGCGGAUCCGCGUGUUUCAUCCGCACUGCUGCGCCCCGUCCACACCGACCUGAACGAGCAGCGCAUCUCUUUCUACCUCAUCACCCCCGAAGACGAGGACAGCGUCACCGCGGCAGCCGCAGCCGAUGCCAAGGCGGGUGAUACGGGCGACGGUGCAUCUGCUGCGGAUCAAGAUGGGGAGGACGAGGAACUAUUUGGAGAUGACGAGGAGACAGCCGCACCCAAGAAACGUAAAAGGGACGAUGCUGUAGCCAAGGAAGCGAGUAUUGAGGAGAACAUCACGAAAAGUCACCAGAAUGUUGAGCAAGAGAUUGCAGAACGGUAUGAGAAGAAGCGCAGGACGGGGCAUGUAACACCACAGCCCGAACAGGAAGGCGAGGAACCUUCCGCCGAUGAUUACACAAGCUUCAAAUUCCACCGCGACUACCAGCCUGGCGAGCAGGACGCCGCACAAGCGAGCUCGCAGUACGUCUUUGUGUUUGACGACAGCUCAGGAAUACCACCACAGAGCGACCCAGAGAGGGCCUGGCGUGCGGAACAGCGGGCCGGGCUUGGUGGUGACGACGCAGCAAAAGCAGCAACUAAAGGCAAGCAGUCGCAGCGCCAGAUUGCGUACUGGCACCCAAUUGCAAUGCGCUACACACUCAGGCAAAAGCGUAUUAGGAGGAACGAAUCUCGCCGCUACGGUGGUAUGUGGGACAGGAUUCGUCUCGCAGAGCGGGAACCGCUCGAAAAGGAAAUCAAGAAACGAUGGCGGCAGCGUCGUCUCGUCGACCACCUCGACGCGCGCCUGGAAGCUGUCCUGGACGAGUCAGAGGGCGAGAUGGAAGAUGCGGAAGGCGAGGUGGAGGAAGGUGCUGCGACGCACGAUGCGCUCCACACAGAUACCCACGCGGAUACCACUGUGCGCGACAGGCAUGAGCCGGACGGGGACGCAUCUAUGGAAGAUGCAGGUGUUGCGGCCAAGGACAAAGUAGCGGGCAACAAGGAUAGCGGCAGCGAUCGCAGCGACGGCGAUGAUGGUGAUGACGACGACGACGAUGACGAUUCUGAGAGCAUCGAUGCAGAUGAGGAACUCAAGGCGCUAGCAGAAGAGGCAGAAGGACAGCAGGACGAUACUCCCGUCGAGGGAAGGCGCCGGAGAUCGGCGGCAGCAGCUGCAGCCAACUCUGGACCAUCCGAUGGCGACGCUGACGCUGACGAUGAUGAAGAGUAGCCUCCACCUACCUGUAUCAAAAGUAACAUGGAACCCAUUGGCGGAUCUGCCAACUUCCGCUUGAAUGCGA